AUGUCUCUCAACCGCAUCUCGUUCCUAGAGGGCUGGGAGCGCAAUCCGGCCGCCUUUCUACGGGGACGAGCGGAGGACUCUGGGUCCACGGGCCCCGCAUCCGACGAGGAAUCGUACGUUGAUCAAGACCUGCCAGAGACGCUCUCCUCCUCCUUCCCCUCGACGUAUAGCAGACUCAAUUUCAACCCAUAUGCCGGCCCCGCCUGGAGCGAGCGCGGCGACGAUGGCGAUGAUCCCUCGCUGGCCAGUCUUUCCCCUACGACAACGCGGGAAAGUCGAGCGGAGCGGGGGUGGACACCGGGGCCCGUGGCAGUGCCCGCUCGCAGGGAGCCUUGGUGGUCGGAGACCACCGGCGCUUUCGAAGUGAGCCCCGCUAAGCGUAUCGUCCAGGUGUGUUUGGCCGUGGUCUAUUGCUUUCUUGCUGCUGGUAUCGUAUUUGGAUUUGCGGCGCUGAAGCCAGUCCUCAUCCGUGAGAAUGUGUAUCGAAAAUUUUGCUCCCAGGCGGAGCUGGAGGCCAAUGUGCCUGUCUGUGAUGGGCAAGAAAUUCGAUUGAACUUGAUGUUCACAAUUGCAGCCGUGGCUACCAACGUCUCGGCACUUCCUGUCGGAACAAUCCUCGACUCUUGGGGUCCCCGCGUCAGUGGGGUGAUUGGCAGUUUCUGUCUAGCCAUUGGGUCUCUUCUCUUCGCGUUUGCACAUAAGCUGUCCUUCGAUGGAUACAUCCCGGGCUACCUUCUUCUAUCACUGGGCGGGCCCUUCAUCUUCAUCGCAUCAUUCCAGCUAUCGAAUACAUUCCCUAAACGGUCAGGACUGAUACUCUCAACCUUGACCGGGGCUUUCGAUGCGUCGAGCGCGUUCUUCCUAAUUUUCCGACUCUUGAAUGAGCAUACGCAAGGGUAUAUCACAGCCCAGAAAUUCUUCCUCUUCUACCUGGUCGUUCCAGUCUUCAUCACUGUGAUUCAAUUCACCGUCAUGCCAGCAACAUCCUACAAGACAACUGGGGAACUCGUCCAACACGCAGAAACGCAAAUGACCGAAGAACGAAACGACCGCAUCGACACGACCAUUCAGGACUAUGAUGAAGGCGAGCGCCAGCGCCAGAAGCGUCGUGCCCAGCGUCAGGAGAUUGUCCUUCAAAUCCAGGACCUGCUAGACGAUGGCACAGCGUCGAUUCUCUCAGCAGAGACCAUGGACGAUCCAUUCUUCCCCAGAAACGUAUCCAGCCCUGGUAACGGUCUGUCCCCGCAUCGUAUUCCAUCGCGGCCGGCAAGUCCCAAGCCCUUACCGCUGCCGCCGAAUGCAUCAAAUACGCAUAGAAGCGGAGUCUGGGGCGUUCUUCACGGGCAGAGCGCCAUCUACCAGCUGCAAACGCCCUGGUUCAUACUCAUUACUCUCUUCACUGUUCUGAUGAUGCUUCGAAUCAACUACUUCGUCGCCUCUCUGCGUGCACAAUACACCUACCUGCUAGCCUCGCCCGAGAAAGCGCGCGCCAUAAACUCCAUGUUCGACAUUCUUCUUCCUGUGGGUGGACUGCUCUCUAUUCCCUUUAUCGGCACCUUCCUGGAUACACUGCGCACGCGCACCGUACUGGCAAUCCUCGUCUCCACCGCCACGGUGAUCGGUAUCCUUGGCUGUAUCCCGCACAGUCUUGGUGCAGCUUACGCGAACAUCAUCCUCUUUGUCUUGUAUAGACCGUUCUACUACACGGCUGUGUCGGAUUACGCAGCCAAGGUAUUUGGAUUCCAGACCUUCGGCAAGGUCUACGGACUCAUCAUCUGUCUUGCGGGAAUGGGUAAUUUCGCACAGGCUGGUCUGGAUGCACUUACCCUGAAGGUAUUCGACGGAGACCCGGUCCCGGUCAAUUCCGGAUUGACUGUCAUGGUUGCCGUGGUGGGCGGCGCACUGGUUGCAUUCGUCAGCUGGAAGACGACUGUUCUCCUGCGUGCUGGUCAGGGUGCUGUGGAAACCAGCCACCCCCAGACCACCCAGGAUGUCAUCACUCGUGACUGGGAGCGCGAGCCGCUACUGGCGCGAUCUGGCAGUAUUGAAGGUGGUGGACAGCGGGCGUAUGGCGUAUAG
Molecule: messenger RNA, 2079 nt
Organism: Penicillium argentinense
Lineage: Eukaryota; Fungi; Ascomycota; Eurotiomycetes; Eurotiales; Aspergillaceae
Product: putative MFS transporter Fmp42
Exons: 3
Coding region: 1-2079 (692 amino acids)
Cellular component (GO): fungal-type vacuole membrane
Source: RefSeq, a predicted model, not a curated record